Molecule: messenger RNA, 2412 nt
Organism: Manihot esculenta (cassava)
Lineage: Eukaryota; Viridiplantae; Streptophyta; Magnoliopsida; Malpighiales; Euphorbiaceae
Product: inactive LRR receptor-like serine/threonine-protein kinase BIR2
Exons: 1
Coding region: 231-2051 (606 amino acids)
Biological process (GO): protein phosphorylation
Molecular function (GO): protein kinase activity; protein binding; ATP binding
Source: RefSeq, a predicted model, not a curated record
UUAAUCAUUGUUCCAAAUUUCAUAUCCAAGUCAAAGCUUCUCUCCCUUCAUUAUCUGAUGGCCUGCUUUCCCUUUAGACCAUUCUAAAGCCUUAAUCCACAAAACAAAAUUUGAUUUUCUAGUUCAUCAAGAGAAUCUCUCCCCCACUUUCCCUCUCUAAUCCGCCAUGCUUUUAAUUUUCUUGUAGAAGUAAAGAAUUACUAGAGAUUUUGAUCUGGGUUCGGCUCACUAUGAAGGAUUUUUCAAUUCAUGGUCGGAAGAUUGCUACUUUACUCACAUUAUCAACUGGGAUCAUAUGGGUUUCUUUAGUUUCUUCUGUAAUUGGUGAAGAUGAUGUCAAAUGUCUGCAAGGUGUUAAGACUUCGCUUAGUGACCCACAAGGUAAGCUCAACUCCUGGAACUUCGCCAACUCAUCAUCUGGGUUCCUCUGCAACUUUGUCGGUGUGUCUUGCUGGAAUGAUCAAGAAAAUAGGAUUAUCAACCUGGAAUUACGGGACAUGGACCUGGCUGGGCAACUCCCUGAGUCCUUAAAGUAUUGUAAGAGCCUGCAAAAUUUGGAUCUUUCAUCUAAUGCUUUAUCUGGAACAAUUCCUUCUCAGAUCUGUACAUGGUUGCCUUAUUUGGUUACUCUUGAUCUAUCCAAUAAUGAUCUUUCAGGUUCUAUACCACCUGAUCUUGUGAACUGUACUUAUUUGAAUAAUUUGAUACUUUCAAACAAUCGUCUCUCUGGACCUAUACCUUUUGAAUUCUCUAGUUUGGCUAGGCUGAAGAAGUUUUCUGUUGCAAACAAUGAUCUUACUGGUACAAUUCCUUCCUUCUUUAGUAAUUUUGAUUCUGGGGAUUUUGCUGGGAAUGAUCUUUGUGGGGAGCCUUUAGGAUCCAAGUGUGGUGGGUUAAGCAAGAAGAAUCUUGCUAUUAUAAUUGCUGCUGGGAUUUUUGGUGCUGCAGCAUCUUUGUUGUUGGGUUUUGGGGUGUGGUGGUGGUAUCAUUUGAGGUAUUCUAGAGGGAGAGCAAGAGGGUAUGGCAUUGGAAGAGGUGAUGAUUCCAGUUGGGUUGAUAGGUUGAGGGCUCAUAAGCUUGUUCAGGUUUCAUUGUUUCAAAAGCCCAUUGUUAAGGUUAAAUUGGCUGAUUUAAUGGCGGCUACUAACAAUUUUAGCCCUGAGAAUAUCAUAAUUUCAACCAGGACUGGUACUACCUACAAGGCUGUUCUUCCUGAUGGAUCUGCACUCGCAGUCAAGCGUCUUAGUACUUGUAAGCUUGGAGAGAAGCAGUUUCGCCUGGAGAUGAAUCGGUUGGGACAGCUUAGACAUCCAAAUUUGACACCUCUUUUGGGUUUUUGUGUUGUGGAGGAUGAGAAGCUUUUGGUUUAUAAGCAUAUGUCUAAUGGAACUUUGUAUGCUUUACUUCAUGAAAGUGGUGCAUUAAUGGAUUGGCCAACGAGAUUCAGAAUCGGUUUGGGUGCUGCUAGAGGUCUAGCUUGGCUUCAUCAUGGAUGCCAGCCUUCAUUCUUGCACCAAAACAUAUGCUCCAAUGUGAUUCUUGUUGACGAAGAUUUUGAUGCUAGGAUCGUAGAUUUUGGAUUGGCAAGGCUCAUGACUUGCUCGGAUUCUAACGAGAGUAGUUAUGUUAAUGGGGAUUUAGGAGCAUUCGGUUAUGUUGCACCCGAGUACUCGAGCACUAUGGUUGCUUCAUUGAAAGGGGAUGUGUAUGGAUUUGGAGUGGUACUUCUAGAGCUUGUGACAGGGCAAAAACCUCUUGAUAUUAGUACUGCCGAAGAAGGAUUCAAGGGUAACUUGGUGGAUUGGUUGAAUUACCUUUCGAGUUCUGGUAGAAUCAAGGAUGCAAUCGAUAAGACUCUUUGCGGGAAGGGACACGAUGAGGAGAUCUUGCAGUUCCUGAAAAUUGCUUUGAAUUGUGUGGCUGCUCGACCAAAGGACAGAUGUUCGAUGUACCAAGUUUACCAAUCAUUAAAGGCAUGUGGCAAAGACCUCGGUUUCUCCGAGCAAGAUGAAGAAUUUCCAUUGAUUUUUGUCAAGCAAGACAGUUAUUGAACAAAUGUAACUAUGGAACAAAGACGGGAGAAAAGAAGCCUGACAAAACAGUAAAGACACUUUCUUUUUCAUAUUGAGUUCACACAUUUUCUGGUAAGUUCUCAAAUUUCCUGGAUGUAAAUGGUGUGAUGUCAACUUGAGCUUCCUUUUCUCCAAUUGUUAUGUAUAAAUUAGCUGUAUGAUAAAAUAAAACAUUUCCUCAGAUCAGGUUUCUUAAUUUUUAAGAAAAAUCCAUUGUUUUCCAUUCAUGUUUUAUGACAAACAACCUUUGUAGCUGCCUAAAAGUAUUUGUAAUCUGCUGUGUCUGGAGCCUUAGAAAUUUGGCCUGCAACUCUGCAUAUAUUCAUUUGUUCUGCAUCAA